AACAAAUAUCCUUCAUCCCAUUAAUCGCCGAUCGAUCAUCUUCUCCGGCCGAUUAACGAUGGCGCCGCCGUUCCACUUUGACUACAGACGUAUAGAGGUUGGCCGGAGAGAAGAAAUGAGCCACCCUGACACCCUAAAAUCAGUAUUGGCCGAGUUCAUCAGCACCCUCAUUUUUGUCUUCGCCGGAGAAGGCUCCGGCAUGGCCUUCAACAAGCUAACCGACAACGGCUCCAGCACCCCCGACGGUAUAGUGUCGGCAGCCCUAGCCCACGCAUUCGGUCUGUUCGUGGCGGUUUCCAUUUCCGCCAACAUCUCCGGCGGGCAUGUGAAUCCGGCAGUCACCUUUGGAGCCCUCCUCGGCGGCAACAUUAGUCUGAUAAAGGGUAUACUAUAUUGGAUUGCUCAGUUGGCUGGAUCUUCCGUGGCCUGUUUGCUUUUAAAGUUCUCCACCGGAGGCUUGACGACGUCUGCAUUUUCUUUGUCGGCGGAUGUGUCUGUUUGGAACGCGUUGGUGCUAGAGAUAGUGAUGACAUUUGGGCUAGUGUACACGGUUUAUGCGACCGCAAUUGAUCCAAGGAGAGGGAAUGUAGGAAUAAUAGCACCCAUUGCCAUUGGUUUCAUUGUGGGUGCUAAUAUUUUAGCAGGGGGUGCCUUUGACGGGGCUUCAAUGAACCCUGCCGUGUCGUUUGGACCGGCACUGGUCAGUUGGAGUUGGACCCAUCAAUGGGUGUACUGGGCUGGACCACUUAUUGGUUCGGGAAUAGCGGCCAUUGUUUACAACUUGUUCUUCAUUGACCACGGUCAUGUUCAUGAACCUUUGCCGGGCGGUGACUUUUGAAAUAUUGUUUGAGUUGUCAUUUGUUUUCUUCAUGUAUUGUCAUCUACGUGUUCGUGUGUGAUCAGAGGAAGAGCUAGCUAAUUAAGUAAUUAUUAUGGCCUUAAUUCUGUCAAUAAACUGUACUGCUUUUUUUUUUUAUUUUUUCAUGAAUAAUAAUAAUAAUAAUGUGCGUUGCUUUUAA
Messenger RNA from Impatiens glandulifera, 1019 nucleotides. Its product is annotated as aquaporin TIP1-1-like. Gene Ontology annotation, biological process: water transport; transmembrane transport. The record is from RefSeq and is a predicted model, not a curated record. NCBI's taxonomy places the organism in Eukaryota, Viridiplantae, Streptophyta, Magnoliopsida, Ericales, Balsaminaceae. Bases 59 to 838 code for a protein of 259 amino acids. The transcript is spliced from 2 exons. Gene Ontology annotation, cellular component: plant-type vacuole membrane. Gene Ontology annotation, molecular function: water channel activity.